Molecule: messenger RNA, 387 nt
Organism: Fusarium coffeatum
Lineage: Eukaryota; Fungi; Ascomycota; Sordariomycetes; Hypocreales; Nectriaceae
Exons: 2
Coding region: 1-387 (128 amino acids)
Cellular component (GO): mitochondrial inner membrane peptidase complex
Source: RefSeq, a predicted model, not a curated record
AUGGGCUACCCGUGUCAAGUUUUCCACGCUUCAGAGCUUCCUGAGCGUGUCCAGACCAACCUGAGCGGUCGCAAACGCAAGCUAGACCAGGGCGCCAAGAAUGUCGAUCUAAAUGGUUGCGAGCUCCUCGAGAUGCUGCAGUAUAAAUGCGAGAUCAAGGAGCCUGUCAAAUGGGAUAGCCCUGUGCAAUGUUUCGCCGUUGAACGACUAUUUCGAAAAUGUCAAGACAGGAAGGGUUCGUUUAUGAUUGAGACAACAGCAUGGGAGGGCAAAGAUUAUCCUGCCGAGGGACGGAAAGGCGAUGAUGGGAAAGAUGGCAAAAACAAGGCACCUCCUCAGCACUACCACUGGUCUUCAAGUUGGCACUCACCCGACACAGCAAGAUGA